CACUUCCUGAUUUACCUGCAGCCGGAGGAGCAACAAACGGACUGAGCUGCUUCACGUUCUGCUUGUAUGAGAGCAGGUUCAGAAUCCUAGAUGAAGAUAGGGGGAAAUGUCUUAUCCUUUGAGACCCCAGAAUUCCAGACAGAGAGGGAGUACUGGGAAUCCUGCAAAUCGAAACAGCUUUCCGGAAGAAAUCCAACAUGAUCCAAUAAGACCUGAAAAUCCCGAUGAAGAGGAGAAACCAGAGGUUAACUAUGUCAGGGGAAUGAUCAGAAGGAUAAAUAGUAUGAGCAUCAAACCAGACACCAAUGGGAGAAACAUCCAGAAACCGAAGGACAUAAAAUAUCAAGAAACAAAGUCUCCAUCUUAUUCAAAAAGCCCAGAAAACAUAAACUGGAAGACUGGAAAUGGAACCCACCAUCUCAAUCAAUCCCAUUUAGAAGACAGAUCUCAGCAGCCUGAGGAUAUUCCCAGACAUAAAGAAGAGAAACCAGAGGUUAACUAUACCAGGGGAAUGAUCAGAAGGAAAAAUAGUAUGAGCAUCAAACCAGACACCAAUGAGAGAAAUAUCCAGAAACCAAAGGACAGAACAUAUCAAGAAAAAAAGUCUCCAUCUCGUUCAAAAAGCCCAGAAAUCAUGAAACGGAAGACUGGAAAUGGAACCCACCAUCUCAAUCAAUCCCAUUCAGAAGACAGAUCUCAGCAGCCUGAGGAUAUUCCCCGAUACCCCCAGUCCGACCUGAAAGGAAGGCGUCUCAGUCAAAGGUCAAGUCUUCCACGGCCAUCAAUACCAGAAAAGCCAACCAACAUUAAGAGUGAAACUUGUCCACCUAAAUCACCACAGCAAUUAAAGACAGUGGCGGUUAACGAUCUAAGGAAAAAUAGUGUCCGAGAAAGUUCUCAGAACUUUCCGUGUGAUAAGAAAGUCAGGGCAAUGAAAGAAAGGAAUCUCCCUCCAAGGCCUGCGCUACCAAGCCGGGUCUCCGAAGUCAAGAGAGAGACUUGUCCACCUGAACCAUCACAACCUUUGAACACGGUAAAUGCCAAGCAGCAAGAGGAAAAGUAUGGCCCCGAUCAUUGUCACAAACCCCAAGAGCACCACCAAGAGCAAGGAGCUACUAGCCACCUACAUAUGGCAGAUAUAAAGUUCAUGGCUUCAGACUGCAAACGCCAUUGCCCAGGGGCAGCAGGUUCCCAACUAAGAAAUCCUAAAAGGCGGCCUCUUCCCAUUUUUUCUCAACAUCAGCCAUACAAACACUCUGAUGAACCUGACCUGGAUCUUUAUACAGACCCUUCAUGUGAUCAGGAACCCAUUUCCCAAGAGGAAGCAUCUUCCAGUACUACACCAUCAGGUAGAAGAGAAGCAUUUGCAGAUAUUUUAUCACAACUGAAGAUGCAGAAGUCUAAACUGUCACCUAAGGAUGUUCUAAGCAUUGGAAAGGAAUCUGUAAUGAAUGUUGAGCUUAAGACUGUUGAAGACAUCCCCCAGUAUUUUUUGCAGAAAGUCAUGGCUCUUGAUGUUGGAGCAAGAAACACAACAUUAAACCAACCAUCACCUGGUCGGGGAGAUCAAUGGGAUCUGACGUUCAAUGAAUAUGAAAGCAUGGAUUUGCAGAAUUCCAUCCAUCCACUUGAUGUUCUUUGUGCUGUUUUUCAUUGUUCAGAUAACGUUCUGCAGCAGGAACUCAUAUCUAAAAUGUCUUUGUGCCAAUUUGCCGUCCCUCUGAUCCUUCCAACUGGUGAUGGCACCGAAUGUACCUUCUUGCUGUGGGCAAUGAGAGGCAUUGUAAAAAGGUGGAGGCCUCAUUCAUUAGCUGAAACAAGAGGCUUCAUUGAAGACAAUCUAGUCAAUGUAUGUAUGCCAACGUUUUCUUUUGUCAGACUGGGGGAGUGCAACUUAUCCAAGUCCAAAAUCCUAAACCAACUGCUUUGCCAACCUCAGACCUAUUAUGAUAUUUUUGUGAACCAUGAUAUGGACUGUGGCAAUCAAGAAAAAAGAAUUGCAGAUGGACUAGUGGAAAUUUCUUGGUUCUUUCCUGGAAAUCUUAAUAAAUCUGAGAUGUUCGAAGAACCCGUGGCAGUCACCAAUUUGCGAGGGGACUUGAAGUCCAACUGGAGACAAUUUGCAUUUUUAGCAAAUGUUUCAUUAGCUGUGUUUAUAUUGACAAAGUAUCUAUCUGAGAAGGAUUAUGAAUUAGUUUUGUCAUGCAAAGAUGCCAAAACACAUUACUAUUUUAUUAUUGACAUAAGCGCCGGCAAGCAGCCAGAUAAAGAAACAAUAGAGAUAGUGAAGAAGAUGUCUAAGGAACCUAAUGUUCACUUUUUGAAGGCCAGUAUUAGAAAUGUAACAGAACUAGUCAAGCAAAUACGGCAGGUAGUCGUUAAAUGUUUGGGGAGCCCUGUAAGCAUUCAAGAUCUGGCUGAUACAGCCCCUAAACAUGGCAUCCAAGUAGAUGAGAAUUCUCUGGAAUGUCAAAAAGCCAAAACUCAAGCAAUUUCUAUCACAAGUGAGAUAAAAAAUGUAGCGGAAUUUAAGGGAAAAGCAAUGCCUCUCCAGGGAAAUCUAUGGAAAGAAUUAGCCAAAAUAGAAAAAGAACAAUGUAGGAUGAAGUACCAAGGAAGCACUAACAUUAAUACGUAUAAGAGGGAACUGUCAAGGAAAUGUUUUGAGCUACACAGGACACAAUACCAGUGUGAGGUUCCUCGUAGCAUAAAGAACUACAUGAAUAGUUUAAUGACAUUGUCCCCAGUGGAAAGGGAAUAUUUUAUCAGGUGGAUGAAGUUUUAUUUGGAGGUAAUAACAAGAAAAAGUCUGUCAGGCUUACAGGCUGAAUACAAAGAAAAAUACAACGAAUUGUCAAAAAAUCCAAACAAGUUGAAUGAACUAUACCAUAAAAUGUCUGACAGCUCAUUAGGGGUUGAUCACUUUCUCCGUGAGCUGGGGCAGUUCUAUGAAGCAGAAUGUUGCAUGGUUGAUGGAAACCAAAUACAAUCAAAUGAAAGGCAAUUCAGUAAACUCCCUGGAGUAGCAGCUGAUCUCUUGUUGGAUGGGUUCCCAUUAGAGCUCAUAGAUGGAGAUGCCUCCAAUAUCCCUCUGAAAUGGAUAACAGCUGUUCUGAAAGAGCUAAACAAGAAGACAGAGGGAAGAUGUAGAAUGAGAGUAAUCACAGUGCUGGGAGUGCAGAGCACAGGGAAAUCCACCCUCCUGAACACCAUGUUUGGGCUGCAGUUCCCCGUGGCCAGUGGACGUUGCACACGAGGAGCCUUCAUGACUUUGAUUAAAGUGAAAGAGAACUUCCAAAAAGAGCUGGGUUGUGACUUUAUUCUGGUGAUUGACACUGAAGGUCUGAAGGCUCCAGAAAUGGCUUCUCUAGAGGACAGCUAUGAACAUGACAAUGAACUUGCGACUCUAGUCAUUGGGUUGAGCGAUAUCACCAUAGUCAACAUGGCCAUGGAAAACAUCACAGAAAUGAAAGACAUCUUACAGAUAGUAGUCCAUGCGUUCCUCAGAAUGAAAGAAGUCGGAAGGAAACGCAACUGCUUCCUCGUCCAUCAGAAUGUCAACGAUGUGUCUGCUUAUCUGAAUAACAGAAUAAAUAGGAACAAACUUUUGAAUGAACUAAAUGAAAUGACAUGCAUUGCGGCAAAAAUGGAGAAAAUAAAUUUGUCUUUGGAUUUCACUGAUAUUAUUACUUACAAUCCUGACAAGCACAGUUGGUACAUCCCUGGGCUUUGGCACGGCGUCCCACCAAUGGCCCCAAUAAACUCAGGGUAUAGUGAAAACAUCUUCAAGCUGAAAAAAAGUUUGGUUGAACUAAUGAAAGCGAGCGAGUGCCCGGCUCCUCAGAAUAUCGACUCGUUCAUCGAAUGGAUACAAAGUUUGUGGAAAGCCGUAAAAUUUGAGACUUUUAUUUUCAAUUUCAGGAAUAUUCUGGUUGCUGAAGCCUAUGAGCAACUGUCUACUAAGUAUUCAGAACUAGAAUGGAAUUUCCGCAAACGGGUUUAUUCUUGGGUGACAGAGCAAGAAAAUGUGAUCAAAAACCAACCACAAAGUAAACUAGAAUCCAUCAUGACAGAAAUUCUAAAUAAUGAAACAAGUAAGCUAUUGGACAGACAAGAGGCCCACAUGACAGAGCAGCUGAAAUAUUUCUUCGACACGGGAAGUAAUAGAAUGUACCUCGCCGAAAGAUACAGAGCAGAUUUCCUGAGCUACGUCAAAUGUCUCCGAAAGAACCUGGAAGUUAUUAUAUCCAACAAGUGCUGGGAAGCUGUUCGAAUUCACAGCGGGAAGCAGGAAGUUCAAAAACUUCAGGAGUGUUGCCAGAAAUUUCUUGAAGACAAAGUUGACAUCCAUAUGAGAAACCAAAACUUGAAAUUACGUCACAUGAGCGACUCGGAAUUAAAGGAAGAGUUUGAGUCUAUGUGGGAACAAAUUCUGUCCGAAUUACAGGUGGGUCGUCUGAGGAAACAUAGGAUUGACGUUGAAAUUCUAGAGCAACUUACAAAGGAAAUGAGAAACAAAGAUGGUGCCGUUCAGGAGAAACUUCAGAGCAUUAAAUCCCUAAAAGAUUAUGAACAAAACCCCUUUGAGAUGAAUAAGAGCUAUGUUACCAUUCCUUGGUACUCACCAAAAGGCUUCAUCGAAAUAAUCAACCAUGGCUGCUAUAAGAAGCUAAGUCAGAUUGCAAAGUCAUUAGAAAGUGAUUGCCAGAUGUACGUGAAAGAUAUCAUUAACACGGGAGAGGAUUACAAUGAAAUAUACUGCCAGGAACUGCUGACCAUGAUAAAUUACAAAAUGAGCAACGAGGAGGUGAGAAAGCUUUACCCCAAUGUGUUGUUUGAGGUUGAUCUGAAGUUACACAUUUUAGGAAGAGCAGCCACUCAGUUUCAGAAGAUGCACGACGACUUUGGCUUGAAUAACGACCCCAAACUGCUCAUAAACAGGCUAAAGCCGCAAUACUUCUCCAUAUUUCAGGACAAAUUACGCCAGAAAGACGAAUCCAAAGUCAGAGCUAGAGCUUUCUGUCAACAAUGUCUGAAGCCUUCCAUCUGUGGCUACGUUUUCAAUCAUCUCGGCAAAGAAAUAAUCGACGACGUUCUGAACAAUUCUUUAAACAUCAGGUUCAACAGCCAGAGCCAUUUCCAUUACAGUAUCCUGAAAGAACUGCUGGAAAUAAACCGAUUCGACCACUACGCCGAAUAUAUUGCCCACUACGAGUCCUAUGUGAAAAUGUGGAUUCUGAAGUUCAUUGAACAGAAGUAUAAAAAUUCCAAGCGCUUCGAUCAGUUGGUCACGCAAAUCCUUUUGUCCGUCGUUAAUAAAAUACAAACGGCUCUCGGGGACAAAAACGUGCAAAGGAGCCAAAGUAUUACGGAAUUUUUUGAAAUAUUCCGUGGCAUUUUAAGCAAACACUUGGUGAUUUCCAAGAACGCGGUGAAAGUCAUCAUUUUUCAAAACACCGCCGAUAUCAGGCAGUUUUCGCACAACAUUGACGUUUUUCUUGUAGAAACGCAAGAACAAAUCAGGGCAGAAAUUAAGUCUCUGAGCUUCGAAGUUUUACUUUCUCAUCUUCUGAUGAAACCUCACAUUGAAUUGUUCAAGAGAAUCAUUGGAUGCGGGAAGAAGUGUCCAUUUUGCAAUGUCCCUUGUGAAGCCGGAGGAGAUGCCCACCAAGAGCACUUUGCAUCUGCUCAUUGGCCCAAGGGUUUGGCUGAAUACACAUUUUCUGAUAAGAAUGUUCUCUCCAAGACAACAUGUUCCACAGCUAUCAUCUCUAAUGGUUCUUUCAGAAAUCCAGACACAAAAGGAAAAUGGCAUCCGUAUAGAGAUUAUCGAACUGUCUACCCCCAGUGGAUCAUACAUCCAGAGAGAAGCACAAAAUCUUCACUGUACUGGAAGUUCAUUUUUGCCCAGUACAAUAAGGACUUUGCAAAACUCUACCAAGCAAAUCCAGCAGAUAUCCCAGAGGAAUGGCUGACAAUAACAGGGGAACAAGCUCUCAGUAGUUUAAAAGAAAUAUACAAUAUCAAAUAAAUCACAACUUCUACAUGAAUAACUGUGAAAAUGCUCAUAGUCCUGGGUAGCAACCAGAGAUACUUUGUAGGCCUUCUUACAAAGUUGUAAACCCAACCAUAAUGCUGUCCAACUGGGCCCCCUAGUUCUACUUUAGAAGUUGCUUAAAAAACGUAAUUAUAGAUGU
Molecule: messenger RNA, 6197 nt
Organism: Xenopus tropicalis (tropical clawed frog)
Lineage: Eukaryota; Metazoa; Chordata; Amphibia; Anura; Pipidae
Product: interferon-induced very large GTPase 1-like
Exons: 15
Coding region: 107-6031 (1974 amino acids)
Cellular component (GO): nucleus; cytoplasm
Molecular function (GO): GTP binding
Source: RefSeq, a predicted model, not a curated record